AACAAAAUCAAAAGUUUUUUUUUUUUCAUGUCUGAAAGUUGUGCACCACAAAGGACUUACUGAAACUUACUGAACGAAGACGGAAGAGUGGAUCAUAAUCUCCGGCUGCAAGAUGAGCAGAAACGGAAUGGAAAAUGCUAACGUGUGCAGUGAUCACUUCAUCACAGUGAGUCGUGGAGGAUGGCUGCUUAUACUGAGCCAGGAUUCUCUGGAGGUUUCUUCCUGUUAAAAGGGAGUUUUCCUUUCCACUGUCGCUGCAUGCUUGCUUAGUAUGAGGAUUGCUGUAUAGUCACUGACACUAGUCAGUGACUUGAUGCAACCUGCUGGGUUCCUUACAACGGAAACUUUCACAGAUCGGCUUGUUUACUGUGUGAAGGCCCUGCCGUGAUUUGGUGCUAUAAAAAUAAACUGAAUUUACCUGAAAUAGUAAAUCUCACAGGCCCGGCAGUAAGAGUCAGUCAUUUAGUUUUUGCUGCAUAUCUCAUGCAUCAAAAUAAGAUGUAUUAAUUGUGAUGAAGUUGUAUUUAACUCAUGAUUGUGGUAUUUUGUAAGAAAGUGUCUUCAGGAGAGACAUGUCCCCUGAGAUGAUAAAUAAAUGGGACUCAGGUGUUACCGGGGACGUUGUCCAUCACUGCGGGAGUGUCCUCCUGACCUGCAGCAGCCCGGACCCGCUUCGUGAGUCACCGCCUGUCUGCGGUUGGGGGGCUUAAGGCGGACAUUCCGGUCCCUCUUCACCGGAAACGCUGCAACCAUCGGAAUAAAGGAGAUGAUGAGCACGUGGACGCGCUUGCCUCUCACGUUGGUGAAUUGUGCGCGUGUGCGCGCGUCUCUCCGUUAACCAAUGCUCAUCCAUCUGCGCACACUGCAUCAGCCGCCACCACGGGGCUGUGCGUACGUCACACGUUUUUUCUUCUCUUCUCUUUCCUCCCCUUCCCGUCUCUUUUCUCCCCCCUCUGGCUCCAGCAGAGCAUCUCUCUCCUCCCGCUCUCCCUCCGCCGCCCACUCACCGCCGGCUCGCCGUCGCUUCAUCGCAUCGGACCGCUAAGCCUUUCCUGCAUUCCCACCUCCUCUGUCAUCUAAGGGAACCGGCUCUUUCUUUUUUUCUUUUUUUCUUUUUUCUUUUGUGUUUGAGGGACCGAACACCGGCCGCAGCAUGGCGAGCACCGAGGAUAAAGCUGCCAGCAAGGAGAACGCGUCCAGCUGGAAGGACUCCUUCUACAACCCGAGGACCGGAGAGGUGCUGGGGCGAACGGCCAGCAGCUGGGCCCUCAUCCUGCUCUUCUACUUGGUAUUCUACUGUUUCCUGGCUGGGAUGUUCGCCCUGACCAUGUGGGUGUUGCUGCUCACGCUGGACGACUACGUGCCCAGGUACAGGGACCGCAUCCCCACUCCAGGACUGGUGAUUCGCCCAAGUACCCUGGACAUCACAUUCAACAGAUCCGAGCCCCAAAAGUACGAGGUGUACACCAAAGAGCUGGAGAACUUUCUGGAGAAAUAUAACGACAACGUGCAGGAGAUGAACUCCGAAUGCACUCCCGGAGUCUACACUAAGAAAGAUGAGGAUCAGGAAAAAAUGGACAAAGUCUGUCCCUUCAAAAGGACGAGCCUGAGAUUCUGCUCCGGCCUCACCGACAACAAGUUUGGAUACCCCGAGGGAAAACCCUGUGUGCUGCUGAAACUCAACAGGAUCAUCGGCCUGAUGCCUGACGGGGAUCCCUACAUCAACUGCACCAUCAAAAAGGACAACCCGGUCCAAAUGCACUAUUUCCCCAGAGAGGGCAAAAUAGAUAAGAUGUAUUUCCCCUACUAUGGCAAGAAGGCCCACGAGAACUACCUGCAGCCUCUGGUGGCCGUUCAGCUGCUGCUCACCAAGGAGGACUACAACAAGGAGCUGUCGGUGGAGUGCCGGGUGGAGGGCUGCAGUCUCCGCAACAACGACGAAAGGGACAAGUUUCUGGGCCGCGUCACCUUCAGGAUCAAGGUUGUGGAGUAAAGAGCGAAGACGGCCCGUGGAACCAGACGAGUCGGCCCUGCAUCUGCGAAGGAUUUGUGUUUAAAAAAGAAAGAAGGUGGAAGGAAGAGUCAGACGUGUCAGAAAGGCGUCUGAGUUCCCCUCUGAUGAGUCAGGGUUCUUAUAGGAGAGCUGGAUGAGAUUAGAUGUUGCUUUGAUGACCUUUCUGACCCUUCUUUCUCCCGUGGUUUUUGCUGACCUCCUCAAACAUCCCCAGAAACAAACCCGACCCCCACAUCCCCGCUGCCCCCUCUCCUCUGGUUACUUUGGGUUUUAGUGUAGGAAUGUGAUCGGAUACCUUCUAGCCAUGGCAGCGGCGCUCUCUGGAGCUGAUCCCGCUGGUUUGGAUGAGUUUGGUGUUUUCAUCCCAGACUCGACGAGAGACGGCGUUACUGCGCGUUGCAAGGAUUUCUAACUUGCUGUAUAAUAGAUUUGAAGAAGUAGAAUAUUUACAGUAAAUCCCCAGAGUACUUACAUCUCAUUACACUCACAGAGACUCCAAGAUGUACCUUGAUAAUCAAGUAUAGCCAAUGUAUCCCAGUAUAUGAACCACCCACUCCGAGCUCCCCUCCCGCUAUAAAUACAUCAUGACCCUCGACAUAGUUAGGGAAAUAUAGAUAGAGCUUUGUGUUGUGGAGGGCGAAGCUGCAACCCAGUCUUGUGCCGUGUGUCUGUCUGUCUGUCUGCAUGUGUGUCUGUCUGCCUGUCUUCCUGUUGAUCCACUGCGACGGCCAGCGCGUGGGUGAGCCCUCCAGGACUGGGACGAGGACUGGCUGAGGCCGCCAACACUCACAGAAGGUAGGACGAGCUGCUCCUGAAGGAAGAGAGGCGAGGACGAAGCGUUGCAGAAGUAAAACCUUCACUGUAACUAUGUACUGUAUAUCUCUGUGUGCUCUGUAUAUCUAUCUGGGUCUCAAAGAUUGUUAGUUUACUCUCUUCAGCCUGUUUAUCUGACUGUCUGCCAAUCUAUUACUCUUCAAUGUACAUAUCUAUACACGCACACAUACACACGUUCACCCAGUCCACACUAUUUUUGUCACAAACACAAUGUCUGUGCACUGUAAAGAAAUAUAAUUUAAGCAAAGAUUUAAAUAGAAUUAUCUUAUUCAAAGCUACGUUUACACCGUCUAAAGGAACCCACAGUGAAAGAACCGUGUGUAACAUCUCUUCAGGGUGCCUUAAGACCUGAUGAUGACAUCUAUUGUGGAAUAAAAGUGAUUUUGAAGAAAA
Nothobranchius furzeri (turquoise killifish) is the source of this 3241-nucleotide messenger RNA. It is a transcript of the gene atp1b3a, whose product is annotated as ATPase Na+/K+ transporting subunit beta 3a. Gene Ontology annotation, biological process: intracellular sodium ion homeostasis; sodium ion export across plasma membrane; intracellular potassium ion homeostasis. Gene Ontology annotation, molecular function: ATPase activator activity. Lineage: Eukaryota; Metazoa; Chordata; Actinopteri; Cyprinodontiformes; Nothobranchiidae. Gene Ontology annotation, cellular component: sodium:potassium-exchanging ATPase complex. The record is from RefSeq and is a predicted model, not a curated record.